Closterium sp. Yama58-4 is the source of this 1098-nucleotide messenger RNA. NCBI's taxonomy places the organism in Eukaryota, Viridiplantae, Streptophyta, Zygnematophyceae, Desmidiales, Closteriaceae. The record is from the annotation of a GenBank genome assembly.
AUGCAGCUCGACAUGAAGAACGCCUUCCUGCAGAGCAAGCUCGACAGGGUGCUCUACAUGUACCAGCCGGACUACUUCGACGAUGGAACCGGCCGGGUGUGUAAGCUGCUGAAGAGCCUCUACGGGCUGAAGCAGUCGCCGCUGCUGUGGUACAGGGCUCUCGACGGAGUGCUGCUGGGGGCUGGCUGGAAGAAGAGCCAGGUCAACACGGCGCUUUACUUAAAGACCAGCGACGACGGAGUGACCUGCUGGGUGCUGGUCUACGUCGACGAUCUGCUCUCCACCUUCAAGGAGCUGAAGGAGCUGCUGGAGUCCGCCUUCGAGCUGCGGCUACACCGACAAGCUGCGCUGCGUAGGCACUUCAUCGACAAGGAGCAAGGCGGUCGAGUUCCGAAGACGCCGGUCUCGGUCGACGCCUACGCUGAGAUAACAUUCGACGACGAGGAGGCGCAGGAGCGCGAGGAGGAGGAAUACCGGCAGAAGGUCGGCUCGCUGCAGUUCGCGGCGACGACGACGAGGCCGGACAUCGCGUUCGCCUGCAGCAAGUUGGGGGGCGGCCUCACGGUGACCAGCAUUGGCGCGAGCCAGCGCAUCAAGUGCGCGACGCUCUCCUCGACCGAGUCGGAGUACGUCGCGGCCACGGACGCCGGCAAGGAGGGGCGUCGACUUCGCUUCCUCCUUGCAGAGUUCAAGCUGCUCGACCCUGGGAAGACGACCGUCCUUCGCGUGGACAACAAGUCGGCGAUGACGGUCGCUGAGGGCAUGGGUUUGUCGGGCAACCUCAAGCAUAUGGAGCGACGCUACGCCUGGCUGCAGCACAUGGUGAGGCGCAGGAAAUUCACAUUGACGUACAUCCCGACCACCAAGCAGCCGGCGGACUUCUUGACAAAGGCGCUGCACUUUCCGGCCUUCAAUCGGUGCUCUGUCGCCAUCGCUAAGUUCGCCUGGCUGACGUCGGCGACGGUGACGAUGAUGUGCAGCAGUAGGUGCCGUGCCCUUCUGCACGGCUGGUGCAGUGACGGCGUGCUGGUGCGGUGCACGCCGAGGACGAGUUUUCUCCGUGGAGUACUGCCGUGUGGGCUGGAGGCCCAAGCGUGA